This is a messenger RNA of Paracoccidioides lutzii Pb01, 1764 nucleotides long. RefSeq names its product nuclear distribution protein nudE. Gene Ontology annotation, molecular function: microtubule binding. The record is from RefSeq and is a predicted model, not a curated record. The coding region runs from base 1 to 1764 and encodes 587 amino acids. The transcript is spliced from 2 exons. Gene Ontology annotation, biological process: establishment of mitotic spindle orientation; mitotic centrosome separation; chromosome segregation. Gene Ontology annotation, cellular component: kinetochore; kinesin complex; centrosome.
AUGCCCUUGCCAGAUGAGCCCCUGUCCUCGCCUCCAAACUCUUCCACGUCCGCACAAGAUGCUAUUGCAUAUUAUAAAUCUCAGUACGAACAGCUGGAGGCUGAACUGGCAGAUUUCCAGUCUUCCAGUCGAGAGCUUGAGGUUGAGCUAGAAAAGGACAUUGAAGCCUCCGAGAAAAGGGAACGGAAGUUGAAAGAGAAACUAGAAAGUGCUGGAUAUGAAGCAGAAGAGUGGAAGGCAACAAAGACUGAAGCGAACUCGGCGCAGAGUGCCCUUCAGAGAGAGAUUACAACGUUACGAGAUGGGAAUCGAACCCUGCAGCUAAAACUCAGGGAUAUUGAGGUUGCAAACGACGAUUUUGAACGCCAAGCGCGCAACACAACCUCGUCUUUGGAAGAUCUGGAAUCGAAGUACAACAUCUCCAUAGAACGAGGAGUGCUGCUCGAAGAAGAAAUAAAAAACGGAGAGCAGGAACGAGAGUCCUUGCGCAUAGAAAAUCAACGUCUCCGGGAUGAGUUGUCCGAUCUCAAAAUCGAAGUGCAUAUCAUUCAGGAGAAACUUCGAAAAUCUGAACUACUCCUAAAGCAACGGAAUAACCUUGCAUCCCUCACUCCAGGCCUUCCGCUUCCCCAUACUCCUGAUGUUUCCGAACAUUCCCCUGCUACCACAACCUCUUCACCAACCAUUGCCACUCCGCCAACGAAAUCUGUUUCAUCCAUCGCAUCCAACACUCAAACACCGCCUUCACCUCCCUUCUCGGAGUCCUCAUGCACUCUUCCCAAAGCUACACCCACGCCUAGUGUCCAACAACCACGAGUCUCUAUUUCGGAAUCGAGACCUCCAUUCCAAUCAACCAGGACCAGACAUUCCCGGGGCCCUUCCAUACCCACUAGCAAUGGCACCUCGACACCGUCUCUCACGCCUCGUGGCUCCAUAGCACGCCCCAGCCUUACUCAAAUCCCAGUGCUGCCACGGUCUGGGUCUUUGUAUCAAAUCCGAGGACUCAUUGGCAAGAUGCAAAAACUCGAGGAACGAGUACAAUCUGCAAGAUCAAGACUCCCUGCACCACUUGAGACCCCUCCUAGAGUGUCUCCCGGACCCAACUCAGCAUUGGGCCAGAACUACAUCCCGUCUUCAGUAACUGUCCGAAGAGCCUCCAGGAAACGAACAAGUGGAGGUGUAAGCGUUGCCAGCUCUCGUGACGGAGAAUCGACACCCUCCAUUGGUCCUCAGGGUAGGAGUUCACUCGGGUUUCAGGGAAGUCCAUGCCGUUCUGUCCAGGGUGAUAGUAGCAGGCCCAGCAGCAGAGCGAGUAUAUCCAGUCGCACUUCAACUAGCCAAUUACCCGCUCCCACGAUAAGCUCAAUCCCUCAAUCGCGCUCUGAAAGCCGCCAAAGCCUCACUAGCUCAAGAACACCGCUUGGACACUACUCAAGCAAUCUAACGACGGGAAGUCGACGACCCAGAUCAUCCCUGAGCAAUUACAGCCAUUCGAUGAGUAUGUCUCAUAUCGAUGAGAAUGAGGAUAUUACAACCCCCACCCCACGGCGCAGCACAUUUGACAAAGCCGAUUAUGCGGCUUCUGGAAUUCCUACCCCGUCAAGCUUCAAGAAACGGGAGUCGGGAGUAAUUACCAACCCUCCUCCUCCUCCUUCCAUGUUACCAGCUCCCCGUCGCAUUAGCGCCGGGCUCGAUCGACGAGAUGGGGAUAUGGGGCCUCCCGAGAGGAAAAAAAAACUAAGCGAAGUAGGCGAGACUUACUAG